Molecule: messenger RNA, 2435 nt
Organism: Platichthys flesus (European flounder)
Lineage: Eukaryota; Metazoa; Chordata; Actinopteri; Pleuronectiformes; Pleuronectidae
Product: Kv channel-interacting protein 1-like
Exons: 8
Coding region: 119-766 (215 amino acids)
Biological process (GO): regulation of potassium ion transmembrane transport
Cellular component (GO): voltage-gated potassium channel complex
Molecular function (GO): calcium ion binding; transmembrane transporter binding; potassium channel regulator activity
Source: RefSeq, a predicted model, not a curated record
GGAAACGUGUGUGUGUGUGUGUGUGGGUGUGUUGGCGCUCCAUCCGUCCAAACGUGACGAGGAGAUACAGACCUCGGCAUCAACAGACGCGCCUGUUUCCACGACGACGACAGGAAACAUGGGGGCUGUGGUGGGUACGCUGACCAUGCAGACCAAGCAGAGGAGGAUCUCCAGGGAUAAAGCUGACGAUGACUUGGAGAUGACGACGGUGUGCCAUCGACCGGAGGGCCUGGAUCAGCUGGAAGCAAUAACCAACUUCAGCAAAAGAGAGCUCCAGGUUCUCUACAGGGGCUUCAAGAAUGAGUGUCCGAGUGGUGUUGUAAACGAGGACACCUUCAAGCAGAUAUACUCCCAGUUCUUCCCCCAUGGAGACGCCAGCACCUACGCACAUUACCUGUUCAACGCGUUUGACUCAGCGAGUAGCGGCUCCAUCAAGUUCGAGGACUUUGUCACAGCUCUGUCCAUCCUGCUGAGGGGCUCCGUCACAGAGAAGCUGCAGUGGACGUUUAACCUGUACGACAUCAACAGAGAUGGAUACAUCAACAAAGAGGAGAUGACAGACAUCGUCAGAGCAAUAUAUGACAUGAUGGGGAAGUACACUUACCCCGUCUUGAAACACGAUGCACCCAAACAGCACGUGGAGGCCUUCUUUCAGAAAAUGGACAAGAACAGGGACGGUGUGGUCACUCUGGACGAAUUCAUCCUUUCUUGUCAAGAGGAUGAAAACAUCAUGAGGUCUCUGCAACUCUUUGAAAACGUCAUCUAGACGACCACGGAGAGGGACGACGGUGCAAUACACGAAAAGCCCAGAGCAGGAGAGGAGAGAAGAACAAAGAGAAGGAGAGAUGCACAUGCACAAGAAAAAGGAACCGUGUAGCCUGCAAUUGAAAUGAAACAAAGAGCUUCUUCGGGUUGUGUGUGUGUGUGUGUGUGUGUGUGUGUGUGUGUGUGUGUGUGUGUGUGUGUGUGUGUGUGUGUGUGUGUGUGUGUGUGUGUGUGUGUGUGUGUGUGUGUGUGUGUGUGUGUGUGUGUGUGUGUGUGUGUGUGUGUGUGUGUGUGUGUGUGUGUGACAGUUGCCUGAAAACUUCUUGGGAGGUGUCCUGCUGUAAGAAAUCCGCGGAGACAAAAAAAACAUUUUUGUUUUCAGAAAAGGCCCCUUAGACUUUAACCCUUCACUUGACCUUUACCACUCCUCUCGUCUCCAGCGUCCCCCAUUGGUUGCUGUCUUUACAGUGCCAUCGUGUAAAUACUGAUUCUGACACAUUUCUGAAGUAUAAACCAGAACCUCAACCUGGACUGGAACUCCAGCUUAGCAGUGAGAUCGAUCCAAGGUCUAAAAUAAGUGGAUUUCUGUAUCACCACAACGAGCGUGAGCUGUACUGUGAAGCAUGCAGGACAAGAGGCCUGCAGCUUAUUAAACACACAGUGUAUGCGCCACGAGAAAAACAUGGUGGUAACAUAGUCAUCCUCUUGAUAAGCGGCCAAGGUCUGGGCGUGGCAUCUCACACAGCCACCUCAUCUGGUUCCAGAACACAGGCCUUUGCUCUGCAGCUGAGUUUGACCUCAGCCGUGCCCCCCCCCCCCCCCCCCCCCGCCCCCCAAAGACGUCCUUGUUACUCCCCUGUGUGUGUUCCAGUGGUGUCAGUCCUUGUUUCAAUGUUGUAACGACUCAACUGUAGAUAUUUGACUGUUGUAUUUCUUGUUCUUCUUCUCGCUGUCUGGAAUCAGCCGUGUCGGUCUGUGCGUUCCCGGGUCUGACUAACUGUCUUAUCUUUCUGUCAAAUCAGGUGGAACUGUAAUUAUCCUGGAAUUUGGGGCAUUCAUUGUUAAAUAAAGAGUCCGCUAUAGAGAUUCACUCAUGUACAGAGUUAGAGUGACACAGGGAUGUGCAUGUGUGCGGUGUCCUCCUGUAAAGUUCAUUUUUUUCUAAUUUUGCCUGAAUAUUAAAAAGUCAUUAUCGUGAGCACAGUGUCAUCUCGUGGAGGCCACGGAGAGCCGAGCCACAGAGGAGAGUUUCACUGUCGAUCCAGAGCGACCAACCUUUCACUGUGAGGGAGCGACAGAGGAGGGGGAGGUAGAAGGAGGAGGACGGCGGUGAGGGAGUGGGGCCGAGGAGGAGAGUAAAGACCUUUUCACUGAUUCUGAAGGAAUGGAAGCCAUGUUUUCAAACGAGAGCCAUCGAGCAGGUCACACACACCCAUCCAUGAGAAAUGAUUUACUGUCAUGCCCGCUCACUGUGCUGCCGCCAGUGUGAUAAAACAAAUCCUCGCUGAGUUGAGAUGUACCCAGACACACUGACGGACAGGAAGACAAACAGAUAGACAGGCAUGCCGACACACAGACAGCGCAUAUUGUCAGAAUGAAGUCAUGUGUGUAUUGAAAUACUGUAUAAAAUCAUUAUAUUUAUCAAUAAACUUUUCAACAAACAAAAUGAA